AAGACCCCCCACAUCACCGUCCAAAACCAAGAGAAAAGACAAAGGCAGAGAGAGAAAAUGUAUGAAGAGACUCAGUACUAUGAUCCUCAUGAUCCUCAGGAGAUGCCAGGAACAGAAUCAGUCGAUAUUCCUUCUCAGACUGUUACAAACUGCUCAGGCUUAACACCACUCAUAAGCAGCUUACAAGCGAGCCUGAGGCUCUCCAGUUCCUCCACCUCUGAGGACAUGCCAGACCACCACAAUCCCUCCGGCGAUACCAGCGCCUCUCCGGUUGCUGCCUCCAUAGGAAUUGACCUCCAACAGCAGCUCGGCUUCGAGUUGGAACACGAACUCAACAACCAGCUGAUACAAGACUUGCUCCACGACCCCACCCCGGAGCCGUUCAAACAGCCCAAUUGGGACGCUGAGGAGCAGGAGAUGCAAGAUUUGAGUUACCAGAAUGAGCAGCCACUGCUACAACAAUAUCACCAAAUUCAUGACCAAGAGGUCCAAUACCAACAGCAGCAGCAGCAGAUAGAUCUACAGCAUAAUGUCCACUGUUUCAAUCCUCCCUUCGGCCAUCCGCCAUACACUACCACGCCGGACCUUCUCAACCUUCUACAGUUACCCAGUUGCACGGUAUCCUCUCUGCUCCCCAAUUCAUCAUCCAUCUCCUUCACGAACAGCAGCAAGAAGCGUCCUAAUUAUCAGAAUUCAUUGGACAUUUUCGGGGAACUGCCAGUUGCAGACAACACGGCGGUAACGACGGGCUUCUAUGACCACCCACCAUUUCAUUUGAAUCUACCUCCACAGCCCCCAGUGUUUAGAGAGCUGUUUCAUUCAUUGCCACAGAACUAUAGCUUUCCUGGAUCAAGGAACGAUUCUUUCUUUGGUGGAUUGGGUGAGAGAGAGGUUGCUGGUGGCGUUUAUCAGGAUGGGGAUGGGAGGCAAUUUGAGAACCCAGUAUUGGACUUCAGGAGAGAGAUGAGUUGCUUAGGUAACGGAGGAGAAGCGAAGGGAGCUAAUCACUUUGCCACUGAGAGGCAAAGGAGAGAACAAUUGAAUGAGAAAUUUAAGGCUUUGAGGCUCCUAGUUCCAAACCCUACAAAGGCUGAUAGAGCCUCCAUAGUGGGAGAUGCAAUUGACUACAUCAAAGAGCUGCUCAGAACGGUGGAUGAGCUCAAGGUAUUAGUGGAUAAGAAGAGAAGUGGGAGACGGGGGAACAAGAAGCUAAAGACUGAGAAUGAGGGAGCUGGUGACAUGGAGAGCUCUUCGGUGAAGCCACUUGGUACAGUCACUGAUAAGGAGCAGUCCUUCAAUGGAUCAUUAAGGAGCUCUUGGCUCCAAAGGAAAUCUAAAGAUACUGAAGUUGAUGUUCGUAUCAUUGAUGAUGAGGUGACUAUCAAGCUAAUACAGCGAAAGAGGAUGAAUUGUUUGCUUUUUGUGUCGAAGACACUGGACGAGCUCCAGUUGGACCUCCUCCAUGUUGCCGGCGGGAACAUUGGAGAUUAUUACAGUUUUUUGUUCAAUACCAAGAUAUAUGAAGGCUCUUCUGUGUACGCCAGUGCAAUAGCUAAGAAACUCAUUGAGGUGGUGGAUAGACAGUAUGCAGCUCUCCCUCCUGGUAGCUUUUAGAAUUUGAGAGUUCAAAGAAUGAGUUUAGUUGUUUCUCAUUUAAAUUACUGAAAAUGAAGGUAGUGGAGGCAAGAAAGGAAGAUAUAUAAACAGAAAUAAGUUGGUGUGGAAGGACAUUCUAGCAGUGUUUUGCUAUUUCUUCAUGUUUUUCUUGUUUUUUCUAUUGCUAUUUUUCAAGUUUAAUGCAAGGAUUUGG
Molecule: messenger RNA, 1810 nt
Organism: Nelumbo nucifera (sacred lotus)
Lineage: Eukaryota; Viridiplantae; Streptophyta; Magnoliopsida; Proteales; Nelumbonaceae
Product: transcription factor EAT1-like
Biological process (GO): anther wall tapetum development; regulation of DNA-templated transcription
Molecular function (GO): protein dimerization activity
Source: RefSeq, a predicted model, not a curated record